Molecule: messenger RNA, 1009 nt
Organism: Triticum urartu
Lineage: Eukaryota; Viridiplantae; Streptophyta; Magnoliopsida; Poales; Poaceae
Source: RefSeq, a predicted model, not a curated record
GGUUGGAUUUCGAAGCGGCCCCGGUACGUAUCUACAUUUUUUUCCGAGGUAAUAGCACCCGAGGUACCUUAACUUGCACAAAAUGUGAUGAUUCAGUUUUAAAUUUGCAAAACGUGACUCUAUCAUACCUCAACUUGUACCUCAUGUGAUGAUUUAGUCCCAGGCCAAUCACAACUCGACAAUUGGCAGCUAGGUGGCUGGACCGGUCAGCGCAUGCACUUUUGCAGAAACCCCCUGACUUUUCCCCUAUUCAACCCGUACUCUCUCCACCUGAAUUAAUUCUGACAGAACGAAUCCACCUCGCGUCCGCCUCUGUUCCCCUCAUGCUCACCUGCCCCCCUCAGCUCCAGCUCCAUCUCCACGCCGACGGCAAGCUCGCCGCCGCCGUCCAGCUUCAGCUCCGGCGUCAUGGUCUCCUGGUCGGACGGUUCGUUCUCCACAUCAACAUCCCGAGCAAGGUGACGGUGGUGGGCGACGUGAUGCCACUGGGCGUGCUCACCAGCAUCUCCAAGAUACGAGGUCCUAGCUGCUCGAGUGGUCGAGGACGAACCAGUGAUCAGAACCUGGAGCUUGUCGUCCAACCUUCAGUAGGACCAGAACCUGGAGCACUCCAGCUCCAGCUCCAUCACGCCGGACUGGUCGACCGCCAUGUGAUGAUCCGGCGUGGCCUUGGUCGGCGACGACAUGGAGGACGGCGAGCCGCUGGCGCUGCUUCCACCGCCGCCGUUGCGGCGUGCCGUGCCGCCGUAGGCGUUGGCCAUCCUGAGCCUGACCAUCUCGGCCUGCGCCAGCGCGAGCUGGGUCUGUAGCGACUCCACCUGUCGCUGCAGCGACGUGAUGGCGCCGACGCAGCCGUAGAUGGGGUCGCGCACGCGCGCGUUCACCUCGUACACCAGGCUGCUCACCGCGUCGCCCCGGUGCUCCGCUGGAAUCUCCUGCAGGUUGCACGCACACAUACAUCAUGCUUUGUUUCAGACGGAAGAAGAAGAAAAAAAGUGGUUUCCUACCU